This is a messenger RNA of Plasmodium gallinaceum, 969 nucleotides long. Its product is annotated as drug metabolite transporter, putative. The transcript has a single exon. The record is from RefSeq and is a predicted model, not a curated record. The coding region runs from base 1 to 969 and encodes 322 amino acids. NCBI's taxonomy places the organism in Eukaryota, Apicomplexa, Aconoidasida, Haemosporida, Plasmodiidae. Gene Ontology annotation, cellular component: membrane.
AUGAAAAAUGAAAUUAUAUUUAGUACAACAUUUAUUUUAUUUUUAAUUAGCUAUUGUUUUCAACCUUUAUUAAUAGAUAUAAUAAAAUAUAAUGGAUGUGCAAAUUCAAGCACUUUUAUUUUUUUAAUACCUCAUUAUUUGUCUAUGAUAAUUGUUGGGUUACUUCCCAAAAAACAAAAAUUAAUUGAAUGCCAAUGGAUGAAAAUAUUUUUUGUUUCAUUAUUAGAUAUAGUAAAUCAGGUAUUAAAAAAAAUUGGUUUAAUUUAUGCAGGAUCUUCUCUAUAUAUAAUAAUUGACAGCUGCACGUUAAUAUUUACAGCUAUAUGGAGGAAAAUAUUAUUAAACAAAAAAAUAAAUAAUUUUCAACUGUUAGGAAUUUUAUUAAUAACAUUUGGUAUAGCAAUAAAGUCAAAUAAUUUAAAAAUAGAAAUAAAUAAAGAAGAAAUAAUAGGAAUAUUUUUAAUAUUUCUUAGUAAUAUAAUUAUGGGUUUAACUUUUGUAUUAAAUGAAAAAUAUAUGAAACAAAUGGAAGGACAAAAUAUUGUAUGUUUAAUGGGAUUAUUUAGCUUUUGCUUUAUUUUUAUAUGGACCAUUAUAUGGACGAUUCCAAAUUUUGAGCAUUUAAUUUUAAAUAAUAUAAAAAAAAAACAAGGAAGUAUUAAAACUAUAUUGUUAAGUUUUUUUUUUCUCUUUUUAUUUAAUUUUAUAACAUCUUCUACUUUAUGGUACAUAAUGAAAAUAAGUGGCUCAUUAUCUAUUGGAAUAUUAAAAGGACUUAAAGUUGCAAUAAUAUUCUUAUUUAGUCAUAUUUUUUUUUGUAAAUAUGAUUCAAAACAAUGCUUAAAUUUUCAUUCCUCCUUAUCUGUUUUUUUUUGUAUAAUUGGAGUUCUUAUUUAUUCAUAUAAUGAAUAUCUAUUACUUGCUACUAGCAAAUUAUAUUUAAAUAAAAAAGACAAAUUUAUUUUAUAA